Molecule: messenger RNA, 1515 nt
Organism: Aspergillus sclerotioniger CBS 115572
Lineage: Eukaryota; Fungi; Ascomycota; Eurotiomycetes; Eurotiales; Aspergillaceae
Product: NAD(P)/FAD-dependent oxidoreductase
Exons: 3
Coding region: 54-1361 (435 amino acids)
Molecular function (GO): flavin adenine dinucleotide binding; sarcosine oxidase activity; proline dehydrogenase activity
Source: RefSeq, a predicted model, not a curated record
CUUGUACAUACCCCCAGGAACACUCCCUACCCCCCCCUGCCAUUCCUCACACGAUGUCUCUCCCCCCCAACAUCCUAAUUGUCGGAGGAGGGGUCUUCGGCCUAUCCACGGCUCUGGCCCUCUCGCACCGUCAUCCCAACUCCCAAAUCACCCUCCUCGAAGCCUCCCCUACAAUCCCCAACCCACACGGCUCCUCCGUCGACACCUCCCGCAUCGUCCGCGCCGACUACUCCCAACCCACCUAUGCCCAACUCGCCGCCGAUGCCCUCGACCUCUGGCGCAACACCGACUGGGGAAAAGAAGGCCGCUACACCCAAAAUGGUCUCCUCCUUGUCUAUCCCCCGGGUAGCACCAACGCCCGCGACUACGCAACCAAGAGCUACCACAACGUGAAGCAAAUCCCCGGCCAGGACGUUGAGCUCCUCCCCACAAAGGCCGAUGUCACGCGAGUCGCCCCCGCCUACGGAGUCGAUCUCAAAGUCGCAGGCGGCUACGUGAACUGGGGUUCAGGCUGGUCCGACGCCGAAGCCGGCGUCCGGUACGCCAAGCAGCGCCUCGACCAGGAAGGCAAGGUCAUCUUCAAGACCGGCGAGGUCAGCAGUCUCCAGUACAGCAACGACAGAGUCACAGGUGUAAACCUCGCCGAUGGAUCCUCCCUCACAGCCGACCUGGUCAUCCUAGCAACAGGAGCCUGGACCGCGAAGCUCGUCGACCUGCGGGGCCGCACAGUCCAAACGGGCCAGGCAUUGGCCUACAUGCGCAUCUCCGACGAAGAACAGAAGCAAUUGGAACAUAUGCCAACGAUUCUCAACUUCGCGACAGGCAUGUUCAUCAUCCCGCCGCGCAACAACCUACUGAAAAUCGCACGACAUGCGUACGGCUACGUCAACCCAGUCCAGGUCGCCGUGCCUCGCACCAAGAGCGAGAAGAUGGAAAUCAGUCUACCAGAGAACGGCGUUCCUAUUCCCGCAGAAGGAGAACAGGCAUUCCGGGAAGCAUUGAAGGAGUUGAUCCCCAGCUUUGCAGACAGACCGUUCGUCCAGACUCGGGUCUGCUGGUAUACCGAUACCCCCAAAGGCGACUUCAUAAUCACCUACCACCCCAACCAUCCGGGUCUCUUCCUCGCCACCGGCGGCAGCGGCCACGGCUACAAGUUCUUCCCCGUGCUCGGGGAGAAGAUCGUAGACGCACUAGAACGCAAAUUGGACCCCGAGUUGCAAGAGCUGUGGAGUUGGCCUGCGGCCGUUCCUGAGAGUGAGUUCGACGGGACCGAGGAUGGGAGUCGUUCAGGCCCGAAGGGAUUGCGACUGAUGGAUGAGUUGGCGAAGACGAAGAAGGCUCAGCGGAGUAGUGCUCUGUGAUGGUUGAUGUCUUCGCGGAUAGACAUUCGCAUGAUAGUAUAUUCCUACCUAAAUUAGACUAGAUUUGUAUAUAAGUGAAUGGUUUGCAUGGGUUGGGUAUAUACUAUGUCUCAUGUCUUGGGUGGAUACUGUUGAUAAGAUAUAGAUAGGAGAG